Ustilaginoidea virens is the source of this 1629-nucleotide messenger RNA. RefSeq lists its product as uncharacterized. The transcript has 4 exons. The record is from RefSeq and is a predicted model, not a curated record. Bases 1 to 1629 code for a protein of 542 amino acids. Lineage: Eukaryota; Fungi; Ascomycota; Sordariomycetes; Hypocreales; Clavicipitaceae. Gene Ontology annotation, molecular function: ubiquitin binding. Gene Ontology annotation, biological process: protein modification process; protein transport; endosome to lysosome transport. Gene Ontology annotation, cellular component: ESCRT I complex.
AUGCCCGUGCAGCAGCAUGUGCUGAACUGGCUGUACAGCAUCCUCACCAGCGAGUAUCACCACGUCAAUCGAACGUACGCCGAUGUCGCGCAAGCCCUGGCGCAGUGGCCGUCGCUGACCCCACGAACCGACGUGCACACUUUCCCCAACGGAUCCAGCGCGCUGCUUUUGCAUCUGGCUGGCACCGUCCCCGUCAACUUCCGUGGCAACACGUACCGAUUCCCCGUGUCCAUAUGGGUUCCGCACGCGUAUCCUCGGGAACCCCCUCUUGUGUAUGUCACGCCCACGGAAACAAUGGUGAUCCGUCCAGGGCAGCACGUCGAUCCUCAGGGUCAGGUCUAUCACCCCUAUCUUGUUGGCUGGGCUCAUUUCUGGGAUAAAUCAAACAUACAAGGCUUUCUGUCCGUCCUCUCCGAUGUCUUCGCCAAGGAACCACCGGUUGUAUCAAGGCAGCAACAGCAGCCCGCCAGCCAGACUCCGCGACAACAAGCUUCAAGUCAAACGUUGUCGUCGUCGUCGUCGUCGCCGCCGCCGCCAUUACCACCCCAUCCGCAACGGAUAUCUUCAACCCGUCCAUCUCACUCACUACACAGCUCGGCGCUGGAUUCGCCGGCUCCUCCGCCGGCGCCUCCGCCAAAGGAGCACCAAAACCGGCAACAGUCCCAUGCUGCCCCUUUCUCGUCUCCAACUGCGGCGGUUAAUCACCCCCCAACCUCGUCCCGGUACGACUCGGCUCCUCCACUUCCGCCCCAGGUCCAAGCUUCGCCUCGGCUAGAUCACCACCGCCAGCCUCUACCCGGGCCCCACCUUCAGCAGCAGCAUUCUGCUGCUCUACAGCCUCGCCUACCCCAUGUUGCUACCUCUCCAGGGCCUCAAGUCGUGACGAUUCAGCAAAUCCCGUACCAAGCCCAGACCCUCCCCCCUCAGCACGCUCCGCAAUGGCAGCUCCAGCAUCAACCACCACCGCCAGGCUACCUUGCUUCGGGGAUGACUGCGCCGUCGCAGCAGCACGCCCAGGCCCAAGCAGCUGCUCCGCCGCCUCCCAACAUCUUGGACGAACCGUUGACUCUGGGCAUACCCGCAGACACCGCGGUGGCACCGCCGCCAAUCCCCCUCAACCCUGAGAAGGACAGCCUCCUCCAGCAGCUGGCCCACGCAUUGUUUGCCAUACGGCAGCGCUCGCGGCAACAAAACGACUCGAGCAUGGCCGGCCUGCAAGCACAAAGGAACGCCAUGCAGCAGGCGAUGGCGGGCAUUCAUUCCGAAUCAAGCCAGCUCACGCAGCUAUCCAACGUGCUCGCGUCCAACACGCAGAUACUCCACGACGCCUUGCGGAAGGCGGAUGCGGUGGUGGAAGGGUCGGCAAGCCACCCGGCGCCGGACAUUGACGAGCUGCUGGUCGCCCCCACGGUGGUUUCGAACCAGCUGUACAGCCUGGUGGCGGAGGAGAGGGCGCUCGGAGAUGCGAUAUUCAUGCUGGGCAGGGCCGUCGAGCGAGGGCGCGUCUCGCCAGCUGUUUUUGCAAAGAUGACCCGGUCGCUGGCUCGGGAGUGGUAUUUGAAGAAGGCACUGGUGCGCAAGAUUGGCCAGGGCAUGGGCAUGGGCAUGGGCAUGGGCAUGGCAUCGUAG